Messenger RNA from Cylas formicarius (sweet potato weevil), 3090 nucleotides. RefSeq names its product equilibrative nucleoside transporter 1 (gene Ent2). The record is from RefSeq and is a predicted model, not a curated record. Gene Ontology annotation, biological process: nucleoside transmembrane transport. Gene Ontology annotation, cellular component: plasma membrane. The transcript is spliced from 10 exons. The coding region runs from base 240 to 1691 and encodes 483 amino acids. Gene Ontology annotation, molecular function: nucleoside transmembrane transporter activity. NCBI's taxonomy places the organism in Eukaryota, Metazoa, Arthropoda, Insecta, Coleoptera, Brentidae.
AAUUUUAAUUCAGUCAAAGCGCAUUUCGGCGCGGGAGUGUGGAAAUAGAUCAAGGAGCAUGUUACGAGUUGCAUGAAAUAAUUGUUAAAGAACACGAACCACGUGUUUGUCGACUGUCUAGUGCUAAUUUGUUAAAUAAAAAAGUUCUCCACAAAAUGUUCAAUAUUUGACGAAAGGGCAAGGGGUCCAUAGAAGUGUUUGGGUUUGCAGUUUUUGGGAUAAAUAGCAUACUCGGGAAAAUGAGUUCCCGUCAGAAGGAUUAUCUGCACAACGAAGAAAAAUCCGCCAAGAUUGUUGCAGGCCAAGGAAGGGAUGGAACAGACGAGAGGACUCGGUUACAGAAACCGGUAAAGUUACAACCAUCAUGGGAGGAAAAUAACCUGCCUGAGGACGAGCUCAAUUUUAAAAAUCUAACAAUGGACGAUGCAAGCCUACAAGUGCACACUCCGCCAGACAAAUACAAUUUGGUUUAUAUUACAUUUUUAAUACACGGCAUUGGCACACUAAUGCCUUGGAAUAUGUUUAUCACUGCCAUGGGUUAUUUUACAGAUCACAAAUUGGCUCGAGACUACAUUGGAUUUUCAUUUCCACAUUUAACAAAUUUUAUGCAGAUCUUAACAUUCUGUUCGCAAGUUCCUAACGUGCUUUUCAACUGGCUAAAUAUCUUCGUACAUAUUGGUGGGGAUCUAACAACUCGAAUUGUAUGGAGUAUUAGUAUAAAUGUUGUCGUUUUUAUUAUUACAAUAGUACUGGCAAUGGUUGACAGUAGUGAGUGGCCUCACACUUUCUUUUGGACAACAAUGGUGACCGUUGUUGUUUUAAAUAUGGCAAAUGGUAUAUAUCAAAACACCAUCUACGGAAUGGCUGCUAAAUUGCCUCCAAAAUAUACUGGGGCAGUCAUUUUAGGAAAUAAUAUAAGCGGCACGUUCGUAACCAUUGUCAGCAUUCUAUCAGACGCAAUGACUGGGAAUAAGAGAAUGGCUGCCAUAUACUAUUUUAUAACUGCCCUGUUUGUGCUCUUAGUGGGGUUCGACACAUAUUUUGCACUGCCUUUGAAUAGAUUUUACAGGCAUUACGAAUUAAAAGCUAAGAAGAACGAGGAACUAAGGAAGAGAGAAGCGGAAAGAGCUAAUGAUCACACGCCUUAUUUGCACAUUGUAAAAAAAGCGCUGCCACAAUUAUACAACGUAUGGUUCAUAUUUUUUGUUACAUUGGGGACCUUUCCUGCUAUACAAGCUAAUGUAAAAAGAGUUGACACUAAUUUCUUUAUACCAGAUAAAUGGUAUUCUCCAAUUACCUGCUUCUUGACGUUUAAUGUUUUUGCUAUGAUUGGUAGCAUGAUGCCUACUUGGUUUAUAUGGCCUUCAGCAAAAUAUUUAUGGAUACCAGUCACACUUAGAUUUUUAUACAUACCAUUUUAUUUGCUAUGCAACUACCAUCUAGAAGGUCUUAACAGGGCCUUACCAGUGCUUGUAACAAAUGAUUGGGUUUAUUGGAUAGUGGCUAUUACUAUGGCCCUCACCAGUGGAUACUUUAGUUCUGUUGCUAUGAUGUAUGUACCUGGCACUGUCGAAGAUCGUUACGCUUCAACUGCGGGUAUGUUUGGUGGCGCCGCGUUAAUUACAGGUAUCUUCUCCGGCAUUCUUUUGACUUUUUUGUGGCCUUGGUUUAUAACGCAUGUAGGAUAUUAACAAAAGUGCGCGGUAUAUGACACAGAAUUGGAAUUUUCUAUAAGAUUCCAAAAGUGAAAUCAGCCUGGUCAUAUACCGUUAAAAACGAUUUUUUUAUGAGGGUAUAAAAUUGUUAAGGCCGCUUGACGACAUUGACAAAAUUGUCUAUUAAACACCGUCACUAUAUCCGCGAUCUUUCACACCUAAUCAACCUUAUUUUCGAUUUGUCCACGUUGUUAAGCGACUUAAAUAGACCAGCAAAAUAUACAAUCGUAGUUCUUCCAUAGAAAGGAAAGAGUAUUUUUCUAAGAUUUUCGCUGGCGGAACAAUUUUCUUGGCUGACUUUAUACGCCUUAUCGAAUAAUACAUACGUGUGUUGACGAUAAAAUGAUAUUUUAAAAAUACCGCCGCAUCCGCACCCGGGGCAAUGAAUGACACUCUAUUUAGUCGGCUUCAUUUUGUUGUAUGUUAAAUCGGUAUAAGUUUUAUCACUUUUAUGCCAAUGAUAAUUUUGAAAGCGCACUAUGGAACCAGUAACAGUAUAGUGAAAAGUAGAAGAUCCGCAACAGAUAAGGACCUGACUAAAUAGAACUUUAUUGAGUACAUCUGUAGAUGCACUCUUCAGUUUUUUGUAGUUUCUUUAAUGCGAUUCAUCCUCAGUAACAGAUCAAAGUAUAAUCAUUAGUUCUAUAUAGGUUAAUACGAUUAUUGCCGGAAGAAGCAAAUAUGCAAACGUCCAAAAUUUUAUUAUUUGCUUGAGCCAAUUGUAGUUUUGGUUAGAUACUUAUGAAAUAAAUAACUUCGUCCAAUGCAAAUUCUUUAUUCUGGUUUUAUAUAUACAUAAUUUGCUAUAACUUUCCAUGGAGUUUUUUAAGCAUUUUGUUCUGAUCGCUUGCAAAGAAACAAUUGAGACAUAAGUUGGUUUUAUUAUGAAGAAGGUACGUUUGGUAUAAAAAUGUUUUAAUGCGGACACAAAAGGGUACUUUGGUACUAAAUUGCAAGUAUUGAAACAACAAUUGACUGAUUUGCCUAUUUUUAGCGCGAUAUUUGAGUGUUGGAAUCAAUUUACAUUGAGGCUGUGAUUUUAAAGACUUUCUAUGGAUUGCGAUCAAACUUUAAUGAUUAUAUAGCCCCAGAUUCGAUUGAUAUAACAAAUAUUUAAAUUUGUUUUGUCUCUCCACCGCUUUUCUUAUAGCACGCAGCACUAAAAUGUGCGAGAUAGGGUUAAUAAAAUUGCACGACCUCUAUAUGUGAUAAGGGAGCCAGCCAUACCAGCAUUAAAGAAAUUGCAAAAUGCUAAUGUUUUAGGCUAAGAAAUUUUCCUAACUACCCAAUUGUGAGCAGAUGAAUUUACUACUGUUAAAAAAAAAUAAGGUACAAAAUAUUAACCAAAUGUUGAAUAAAUUUAAGUUUUGCUUUA